Messenger RNA from Ostreococcus lucimarinus CCE9901, 207 nucleotides. RefSeq lists its product with no specific name. NCBI's taxonomy places the organism in Eukaryota, Viridiplantae, Chlorophyta, Mamiellophyceae, Mamiellales, Bathycoccaceae. The record is from RefSeq and is a predicted model, not a curated record. Bases 1 to 207 code for a protein of 68 amino acids. The transcript has a single exon.
AUGGCUGGUGCGCACUCGGCCGACGUGGUCGCGCGCGCGUUGGCGCUCGCGGCUGAAGCGCGCGGUGAUGGCGAGCGAAAACGAACGAACGCGUUGUUGGAAGGCGCGCUGAAGCAGUACGUGAGCGAACUGGACGAGUUUAGAGCGGUGUGCGAACGACUGAAGGAACGCGAGACGGCUGGCGGCGGCGCGGCGACGACGAAUUGA